Messenger RNA from Caenorhabditis briggsae, 1149 nucleotides. It is a transcript of the gene Cbr-arx-3, whose product is annotated as Protein CBR-ARX-3. Lineage: Eukaryota; Metazoa; Nematoda; Chromadorea; Rhabditida; Rhabditidae. The record is from RefSeq and is a predicted model, not a curated record. The transcript is spliced from 7 exons. The coding region runs from base 1 to 1149 and encodes 382 amino acids. Gene Ontology annotation, cellular component: Arp2/3 protein complex; actin cytoskeleton. Gene Ontology annotation, biological process: Arp2/3 complex-mediated actin nucleation. Gene Ontology annotation, molecular function: actin filament binding.
AUGUCGUCUUCUGGUGUUCCCGUUUUACACUGGAAUUUCGGGAUUGGUCCAAUCACAUGCCACGCGUGGAAUAAAGACCGUACUCAAAUCGCCGUGUCUGCAUCUUCAAACGAAAUCCAUAUUUUCGAGUUUCGUAACGGAGAAUGGCAAUCCGUUCAUACCCUUUCCGAACAUGAUCUUCCGGUUACUGGUCUCGACUGGGGAACCAAAACUAAUAGAAUAGUUUCGUGCUCUCAGGACAAGAAUGCUUUUGUUUGGACCUUCGAUAAAAAUGUUUGGAAGCCAGAGUUGGUCUUGGUUCGUUUCAAUCGAGCGGCCACUUAUGUAAAAUGGUCGCCAUUAGAAAACAAGUUUGCCGUCGGAAGUGGUGCUAAGCUGGUCUCCGUCUGCUACUAUGAACAAGAAAACCACUGGUGGGUUUCAAAACAAAUCAAAAAACCAAUUCGAUCAACUGUAACUUGUCUUGACUGGCACCCGAACAACGUGCUUUUGGCAGUUGGUUCGUGUGAUUUCAAAUGCCGAGUUUUCUCUGCGUAUGUGAAAGAAGUCGACGAAAAACCAUCACCAAAUCCUUGGGGACAAAAGAUGCCAUUCGGGCAACUGAUGAGUGAAUAUACUGUCGGAGGAUGGGUUCAUCGAGUAGCUUUCUCCCCAUCUGGAUGCCGAUUGGCUUUCGUCUCUCAUGAUUCUUCUGUGUCAUUCGUCGAUUCUACUGUUGUGAGUUCAAAGAAAUUCAGCUUAAAGGAUAGCCAAAAAGCUCAAAACUUGCGUACAGUUCAUCUCCCUUUCACAACAGUCGAAUGGAUAACAGAGAACAGCAUUGUAGCUGCGGGUCAUGAUUGCUCGCCAGUUCUUUUCGUUGUUUCUCAGGAUAUUCUGAAAGAAGUCUGUAAGCUGGAUGUUCCAUCGGCCACCAAAUCGUCAAGUGUGAACAGUGCUCUUCAGCUUUUUAAAAAUAUCGACCGAAACAAUGCAGCCGAGAAAGUUGUUGUAGCUUUGAAGACACUUCAUCAGAAUCGUAUUACACAAAUUCUCCCACAUUCUGGAACCGUCGGUAACGUUUCCAAAUUCACAACAUGUGGAACUGACGGAAUUGUUGCCCUCUGGGAUUUGAAGGUAUGUUAUUCUAAUCACCCAUCCCUGGUCUGA